Molecule: messenger RNA, 787 nt
Organism: Asparagus officinalis (garden asparagus)
Lineage: Eukaryota; Viridiplantae; Streptophyta; Magnoliopsida; Asparagales; Asparagaceae
Product: homeobox-leucine zipper protein HOX11-like
Exons: 3
Coding region: 24-662 (212 amino acids)
Biological process (GO): regulation of DNA-templated transcription
Molecular function (GO): sequence-specific DNA binding; DNA-binding transcription factor activity, RNA polymerase II-specific
Source: RefSeq, a predicted model, not a curated record
UCUCCUUCAAUAAUACUCUCAAUAUGGGUGAAGAUUUGCAGGGUAAUAUUGGCCUUGGCCUUGGAAUAGGAGAAGUCUUUGCUUCUUGCCAACAAAGUAAUAAACCUCCGGUGCAAUUAAACCUAUUUUUUCCUUCAUGGACAAAGGAAGAAGAUGAGGGAGAUAAAGGAUUAAUCACCACCAAAGAAGGAGAGAAAUACGCAAUAAUUCCGAGAUUUCGGAAGACUAAUGAAGAUGACGGUGGAGUGAGGAAGAAGCUGAGGUUAACCAAGGAGCAAUCAACAAUUCUUGAAGAAAGCUUUAAGAUUCAUAAUACUCUAAAUCAGAACCAGAAGCAAACACUGGCCGAGAGAUUAAACUUGCGGCCGCGACAAGUAGAAGUCUGGUUUCAAAAUAGAAGAGCAAGGACUAAACUGAAGCAGACUGAAGUCGAAUGUGAGGUUUUGAAGAAAUGCUGCCAGAGCCUGAGCGACGAAAACCGUAGAUUAAAGAAAGAGUUACAGGAGUUGAGAUCGUCGAAGUCAACAGGCUCUUCUGUUUACGUCCAAAUCCCCAAAACUACGACGAUUCGAAUGUGUCCCUCGUGUGAAUCGAUCUCACUCAAUGAUGAAACUAAGAACAGCAGCCACGGACAACCUCAAGUCCUGAGAUUGUGUCAAUAGAAGGACAAUAUUAAAUACCUGUAAAAUCGAUAAUUACUACAUAGUCAAGAAUAAGUUCUAAAUUUCUUUGCACUUUAAUACCUCGAAGUUUCACUCUCUUUUAAGUUUGAAACUCCGAACUUCUA